AAUGGAAUCAUCGGUCUGCCCCUCAGACCGCAUAACUUCACUACUCCAACUUUGCGCACCUUGUCAAGCAGCAAUUCGAAGCGGGGAUGUGCAGCAUAUUACGCGCUCAAAUCUCGAGGCAUCGCACCACGGCGCAACGCACAUAUGGUCUUGCGCACUUUGCAGUACCAUAAUCUCGUCAGAGCAGCCAUAUAGCUUCCAUGGAUCGGGACUGAUUGCAUGGUUGAAGAAUGUCGAGAAAGGGCUAAGGGCUGCUGCUACUAGACGACGAUUGAAAAAUCUCAACUUCCAUCAACUGGGCAGGUCGCCAUUAUUGACAAAAGAAUAUAUCUCCGGAAAGCAGCAGUUCUCACCAGAGCCACCGAUUGGGGAUAUAACGGAUAUCAUCCUACUAGUGGACGUACUCGACCGAACUGAAUCAAAGUUCGAGAAUGAUGAUCUGGAAACACUACUAAAAACCGGCAAUCAUGACAGGAGGCUUGGGCAUCCAAUACUUCGAAAGGUACCACGGAAGUGCAUUGAUACGGACCUGUUGAAUAGAUGGAUCGCCUAUUGCGAACAGCAUCACGACGGAUGCCAGCAUGCGUCAAAGCAAGCAGAAACGGACAUGCCCAUGAUCUUUAUCGACGUGAAGAAGAGGAAGCUGGCUCGGUUGUCUUCAAGGACUCGUUAUUUUGCGCUUUCCUAUGUUUGGGGCAAAGUGCAGCAAUUCCUCCUCACCCAGGCCAGCGCCGACCGAUUGAUGGUGGACUAUUCGCUCGACGACCACUGGAAGGAGAUAUCUGCAGUACUUAUAGACGCAAUGUUGCUCGUGCAAGCGCUCGGAGAGCAGUAUCUGUGGGUGGACACUUUGUGUAUUAUACAAGAUAGCCCCGCUCGUUUCGAAGACAUUGGCCGAAUGGACAAGAUUUACAGGGGCGCGGUGUGUACGCUGAUCGCCAUGGAUGGCCAGGAUGCGUCGAGUAGCUUGCCAGGCGUUUUACCCAACUCCAGAAACACGGCAGUGUUUUGCAAGAACGGAAAUGUCCAUAUUGGACGGAAGAGAUCAGAGCUUGCGAGUGUAUUCAGGGAAUCCCUAUAUGAACGUCGAGCGUGGACGUUCCAAGAGCGAUUUCUUUCCAUCCGACGACUCUACUUCACGAAUGAGCAGGUGUACUUCCACUGUGAGAAUGCACUCUGGAGUGAAGACCGGUAUGAGUAUUUCCAACAGAGCGUUGAUCCGCUCGGUCUCUCUCCAAGUCUGACUUGGACUCCAGGGGAGACGAACAUGUCGCAUAAAGAAAUGCGGUACGCGUAUUAUCAAUUAGCUCGACAGUACUCGCAGAGGUUGUUCUCUUACGAAAAAGAUCGCUUGAACGCCUUUGGAGGAAUCACUAGCUCUAUGAUCCGGGAAUGGAGCUGGCCGUUCUCUUGUGGAAUACCGAUCCCUUCCCUGGAUGGGUCUUUACUUUGGAUGUCAUCGGAGUUGAAACCAGCUAGAGUCGCUUCGGACGAUGAAUCAUUGAUACUUCCCACAUGGUCUUGGGCAUCUAUCACAGGUGGUGUUCACUUCCGAAUAUCCAAGAACGUCGAUGAGCAUUACAUCGACGAAUUUGGAAUCACGACCCCAUCGGGCAAGCUCGACAUUUACAACGUAGGACUGAAAAAAGCGCGGAGUCCUAGCAUAGUCGACAUCCCCAGGACGCAAGAAAGGAGGACCUCAACAGUAGCAACGGAUGUGAGUCUUCGAGCCAUACUGGAAACCCUGGAUAUCACUCUACCCCGACCGCCGAACUUGCUCGUCUUUCAAAGCGAAAAGACCUCUUCCACGAGAUAUUCUCUCUAUCCAGCGAGGCUUUUACCAGGAGAGAAGUGGGCACACGACGCUAUCCCAAGAAACCGCGUCCAUCGCAUCAUGGACUCGCUCCAAAGGGCAUGUGGUCUUCUCGUCUUCAACAAUGUCAUACCGAAGAUGGAUCGCAAAGCUUGUCAAUACGUCCUCAUUUCUGGGACCUCCAAGGGUCCGUUCGUCAAUCAGCUGGAUGAUGAUCUGAAUGAGGAGAAUAUCGAUAAUACUUUCCAUCAUAGCUUUUAUGGGAAAUUCCCACAGAGCGUUUGCAAUGUUCUACUGGUUCAGGAAACGAAGGAUGGGUGGGCGGAGAGGCUGGCGGUGGGGCAGAUUCAUGCUUCUGCGUGGGCGGAUGCCGAGCCUGAGUUCACGACAGUUGUGCUUGGGUAG
Molecule: messenger RNA, 2218 nt
Organism: Aaosphaeria arxii CBS 175.79
Lineage: Eukaryota; Fungi; Ascomycota; Dothideomycetes; Pleosporales
Product: HET-domain-containing protein
Exons: 1
Source: RefSeq, a predicted model, not a curated record